CCCUUUCUCUGACGCCGCCGAGGUUGUUUCCUUCCGGCUUCCUUGCUUUGCUGCACAGGCACUGGGGGUGAAAGGUCACCAAGAUGGCGCUGACCGCUCGUCUGCUCCCGAGUUCGCUCCUGGCCUGGUCGCUGCCCAGCGGGGCAGCUCGGCUCGGAACCCCUCGGGCAGCCGUGGUGAAGCCAGCACUGGGGGUGAAAGGUCACCAAGAUGGCGCUGACCGCUCGUCUGCUCCCGAGUUCGCUCCUGGCCUGGUCGCUGCCCAGCGGGGCAGCUCGGCUCGGAACCCCUCGGGCAGCCGUGGUGAAGAGAGUUACAGCACUGAGGAGCAGCGCCAGGGCACCAGGAUGAUCGUCCUGGGGUUCUCCAACCCAGUCACCUGGGUGCGCACGCGCGUGCUCGCCUUCCUCGUCUGGGCCUACUUCGACCGCGAGUUCAGUAUCACGGAGUUCUCCAAGGCGGCCAAGCAGGCUUUUGCGUAUGUAUCCAAAUUGCUAUCACAAUGUAAAUUUGAUCUGUUGGAAGAACUUGUGGCCAAAGAGGUGCUACCUGUAUUGAAAGAAAAGGUUACAUCACUACCUGAUAACCACAGGAGUGCUCUUGCUGCUGACAUGGAUGAGAUUGUCUACACAUCAACAGGGGACAUCUCCAUUUACUAUGAUGAGAAAGGAAGGAAGUUCGUUAACAUCCUGAUGUGCUUUUGGUAUCUAACCAGUGCCGACAUCCCCAGCGAGGCUGUGCGUGGAGCCAGUGUGUUCCAGGUUAAGCUGGGGGAUCAGAAUGUGGAAACUAAGCAGCUUCUUAGUGCGAGUUAUGAAUUUCAGAGAGAGUUUACACAAGGAGUAAAGCCUGACUGGACAAUUGCACGAAUCGAACACUCACAGAUACUAGAAUAAUCUUUCUUGGAAAAAUCAGCAUAUGGACUUUUACCAGUUGCUAUAAAAAACUAAGGAAGAAACAUUUGGAUCAUGUGAUCUUCACUUAAUCAAGUCUGUGGAUUACUUUUGUAUUAGUUUGAAAUAACCUUUGAAAUCUGUUGGAAUGGUACAAUAAAGCAUUUUCCAGAUUGCUACCACCUUCUUUAAAAGACAAAGUAAAAAAACAAAAAAACCACACCAACACCACAUUAUUGGUAUUAUUUCCAAUAUUCUGUCUGUAUCCAUACAAAUUAAUUAUAUAGACCUAACGAGAUACU
Molecule: messenger RNA, 1195 nt
Organism: Fukomys damarensis (Damara mole-rat)
Lineage: Eukaryota; Metazoa; Chordata; Mammalia; Rodentia; Bathyergidae
Gene: Maip1
Product: matrix AAA peptidase interacting protein 1
Exons: 6
Coding region: 84-896 (270 amino acids)
Biological process (GO): protein insertion into mitochondrial inner membrane from matrix; inner mitochondrial membrane organization
Cellular component (GO): mitochondrial inner membrane
Molecular function (GO): ribosome binding
Source: RefSeq, a predicted model, not a curated record